AUGCAGACUGCUUCUACAAAGAUUUGUGAAAGACUGUGCAAUAAGUCCAUCCGUGACAUUUCCUUGUUACUAAAUAUUCCAUGGUCAACUGUUAGUAAGAUUAUAACAAACUGGAAGAAAUUGGGAACAAUAGCAACUCAGCCAUGAAGUUGUAGGCCCGUAAAAUGAUAGAGCGAGGUCAACCUAUGCUGAAGCACACAGUGCGCAGAAGUCGCCAACUGUCUGCAGAGUCAAUAGCUAAAGAGCUCCUAACUUCAUGUGGCCUUCAGAUUAGCACAACAGUGUGUAGAGAGCUUCACAGAAUGGGUUCCCAUGGCCGAGCAGCUGCAUCCAAGCCUUCCAUCACCAAGUACAAUGCAAAGCGUCGGAUGUGUAAAGCACACUGCCACUGGACUCUA
Messenger RNA from Staurois parvus, 398 nucleotides. The record is from the annotation of a GenBank genome assembly. Lineage: Eukaryota; Metazoa; Chordata; Amphibia; Anura; Ranidae.